AAAUCCGUGAAGCAAUUCAGUCAACAAAAAUGAAAUUAGCAAAAUCAAAAAAAUAUUUGACAAAAAUGUAUUUUAUUCAUCUUAAAAUGUGAAAUAGUGUACAAGAUUGUAGUAUAGAAAGAAAGAAUAAUAUGAAAUAGGAUAUUAGAAAGCGAAAGGACAUAAAUGACAGUGAUUACCGAAACAGGAUACAUUCCAUAGAAAAUGACUAAUCUGAAUCGAUAGAACAUGUUAGAACUUAGAAGGUUUUAGAACAGGUUAGUAAAUAUGACAGGACAGAAAAGAACGGGCAUAAAAUAUUUUUGGUCGGGUUAGGACAGAAUAGGACAGGACAGGAUAGUACAGGACAGUCGACUGAAAAGAAAACAUGGGUUCUUGUGGACUAGUUUUUUAUUUGAAGAUGUGAAGAAAAAAAACAAAAAGUAUGAUAUUUACUAGCGUUAUCUCUUUAUUAUUAGGUCUGAUGGUUAAGGGGGAUGGAGGGAUGAUAUUAGAUGGAGUAGAGUAUGUAGAUUACACGCAGACAUUCAUAAAUAAAACAUUCAAGAUUGAAUAUCAUGGAGAAGGCCAAGGAAUGAGAACAGGUUGGAUGUUGACAGGACACAGUUACGGCAGGAUUACAGAUCAAUCAUCAGUAAGAUGGAAUGGAUAUGGAGAGGUAGUGUACGGAAAGAAUUGUGGAGAUGAUCUGUGCUUAGAGUCGGCAGAUGAUUCAUUCUACUUUCUUCAAACCUUUCCCCAAUCCAGAAUGGUUUGGAGACCCAGCUUCUAUGGACUAACAAGUGCUUGCAUGUUUCGUAUUUUGUGUGCUGGGUCCCCUUUCUCAGGAGGAAGAUGUCAAAUCAAAUCUCUAAGAUCUUACAAUAAAACUAUUUUACUCAGGGUUUAUGAUGUGUAUGUUGUAUGGUGUGAAGCCACGGAUUGCUGGUAUGGAACUUCAAAUUCAUUUUGGACAUUUACGCCUUACUUUACACCCUGAUUAAUUAUAUAGAUAUUAAAUAAGAAUGCCAUACUUUAUGAAUUCAUGACUCCAAGCCGUGUGACUGUUUUCUACAGUGAGAACUAGAAAACUCUGGAAUAAAAUGACGACUUUAAGACUUAAGUUAAAUCUUCAUAUAGUACUUUAAAAUAUAAAAAAAUAAAUGGUUCAAUUUGGCCCAGUUUAGUAUUGACAAAUGGUAUGUUUUGAAAUGUUAAACAAACAAAAUACAUGAUUGAA
This is a messenger RNA of Eurytemora carolleeae, 1219 nucleotides long. RefSeq lists its product as uncharacterized. The transcript has 11 exons. The coding region runs from base 425 to 979 and encodes 184 amino acids. The record is from RefSeq and is a predicted model, not a curated record. NCBI's taxonomy places the organism in Eukaryota, Metazoa, Arthropoda, Copepoda, Calanoida, Temoridae.